Blastomyces gilchristii SLH14081 is the source of this 3528-nucleotide messenger RNA. RefSeq names its product YeeE/YedE family integral membrane protein. The record is from RefSeq and is a predicted model, not a curated record. Gene Ontology annotation, cellular component: plasma membrane. Bases 2083 to 3063 code for a protein of 326 amino acids. The transcript has 2 exons. Lineage: Eukaryota; Fungi; Ascomycota; Eurotiomycetes; Onygenales; Ajellomycetaceae.
GAAAAUUUACCGUGCGUAAGCUACGAGAAGAUUAAAAGGUUGCAUCUUUCUAAAUACCUGAUGUAGUUCCUCCGUAUUUGUGCGAUUUCCAACCUCUUCUCAUCUUGGAUUUCAAUUCCAGAAAGAAUUUUGCCCGCAACGAGCGGGGUCAAAAACCAGUCAGUCUGAAUGGGAUGGAUGGUUCGCGUUGCGAGAGCAGGGAUGCAGGUCGUAUUUUUGUGAUUCGGAAUAUCUGCAGCCCCCAAUGGACAUUCAAUGACCCCCAACCCUGAGCAACACGCUUUCCCCAUCUCGGUUCCCCGAAAAUUCGCACCAGAGGCCUGAAUCCCAACAUGUUUCGGAGAACCACAGACAAGACAGAUGGUCGGGCGCUGCCUCGAGCUUGAAGGAAAAGUCUUUUCAAGAGGUUCUCUCUCGUCUCCUCAUCUUAGGUGAUGAGAUUAUGAGGAUAAGCCGAUGGCGUGAUUGAACGCAAGGGGACGACGGGACAUGAGGGACAUGGGGGAUAUGGCCAGAGCGUAUCGAAAACAUUCCCGAGGAGAACUAAUUCCCAUAUCCAAAAAGAAAAUAUAUGGGCUAUGAUGAUGAUCUGUGUAUAUGAUGAUCUGCGCAAGAUUUUGGACGGGAAGCUUAUUAAGCACCCGUAAAACAGUGGAGAUCUGUACAAAAAGAACGAGUAACUACAGUACACACGGCCGCACUCAACAGGCCCUAAGGAUCUUCAUUAGUUAUCGCGGGAGUCCGACCCUUCUUUUGCAAAUAUGCCGCCAGAUCAGAGCUGAUGUCUUCGUCAGUAGUUACGGGUUUGAUUAACUACCCCUAACUUACUAUUUCAAGUUCAUGUUAGAGUCUCGCAAUCUCCAAUCUCAUACGCGUUUCCUCGCUCGCGCGAUCAUUUUUAAUCUUAGUUAUCUGACAUCUUGGUACCGAUCGUAUCGUCAGGUUUGAAUGCCGCAAACGAUUUCGAUUUCAACUUUCGAUUUGGUCGCGGGUGUUCGCAACCUUGCUUCCUUGCACUUCUGGAAAUCGGGUGCUUUGCCCGAUCGCAAAUUGACCAGGAGGUUUAAAUAGUAAGACGUCUAAGCACAUAAUAAGACGCGGCGACGCAAUUGGCACGUUAAUCAGCGGUUAAAAGGGCUUCAUAACCUGUAGGAGUAGAAAGAUCAACGCUACUGGCAUUGUUCACUUACCUAGCUAGCAAGGUGCUCGCUCUAUUGCGUCUCCGUUGUGUUGUCCUUACAGGCGCAAACACAAACUAGAAAUGGGAUUGAAGCUCGAUCAUGGAAUAAUAUUAAAGAAGAUAACGGUGAAAUAAAUAUAGCAUUCAUAUUUAUAGUCAAUGCCUCCUACGAUUGAUUGAAGUCUUUGGAGUCUGAGUUCUUAUGUUUUAAGUCCUAAUUCUGUACACUCUGGAGACCAAAUCAUAGAGAACAGAGCGUUUAGCUUGUCUCGGUUGACUUCUUUUAACUAACGCCCGCCUGUAAGGUUCCCGUUCGAAUUGUUUUGCCACAGCUGAAGAUGAGAGAGAGCAAUGAGAUAGAGCUUCCCCUAGGAGGAACUUCUUCUCAGUUAUUCUACUACGCCGAGUAGGUAAUCUGGUAUAUGACUGAUCGAGAUGUGAUCCAGCUCAUGUCCUGCGUCUGCUUGUCCAAGGUUUUGCCUCUCACGACUCAGCCAGCGCUGGUGGACUUUGGAAGAAUUGUUCGUGUCCCAUGGCUCAAUUUCUACCGCAGCGGAGUUUAUUGCCAACAACCAUGACUUGCUUCAUUAUUAUUAUUUAUUCGAAACAAACGGCAUUAUAUUAAAUAGAUUCACGAGGUGGCAAGCCUAUGACGAUAUAAUCGAUUUGCAUUAAUGCAGACUUCUAGCCUAGCCUACGAGCCAUAGCUGCACAAGAUCCACUAAAGCCCGAGCGAAUGAAUGCCCGAGAGUGAUCCCCGACGCGUUGCCUGCAAUAUAUAUAUAUAUAUAUAUAUAUGUGCCAGGAGUUUCCCCCGCAACCAACCAACACAUUUCAUUGAAGAAAUGACGGCCAAUUUUUGAGCUCAUCAUCGAUUGAUAUAAUAAGACCAAAGGGCAAAGAUGUUCACCCCCGUCGAUACCGCUCUUGGAGCUGUCCUUCUCCACCAAGGAUCUUCAGGAUUGCUACAGCAUAAUGGCCGGAUUUUUGGCAUUUCGUCUCUCCUCUCAGGGUCCGUUGUGAAACCCAGCCGUGAUAAUCUGCCGAUCAUAGGAGGGUUGGUGUCGAGCAUCAUCCCAAUUUAUUACUUCGCGCCCUCUAUACUCCCAGCAUAUCCCCCUCUAGGAGCUACAUGGGAAGCUGCUCUGGCCACUCUCACAACGGGCUUCGCAGUAGGGUGGGGCACAAAGAAUGAAAGCGGAUGCACCUCCGGCCACAUGCUCUGCGGUCUAUCCAGGCUCUCUCCCCGGUCCGCAAUCGCAACCAGCGUAUUCUUCAUCACCGCCCUGAUCACCUCAAACCUUCGAAAUACCAUCCCCGCCUGCCCGGGUGGCCAGCCAUGUUAUUUGCCCUCGUACCCAACACCUGAGCGGACUGCAUUCAUGCUUGGAGCAGUCCUGCUUGCCCAGUUUACGAACUCCAUCAUCGUCCCUCGUCUGCCAAAAUCCAAAAACUCCACGACUAUGUACAACUACAUCGCCGGCCUCCAAUUCGGCCUAGGUCUCCUCAUCAGCGGCAUGGCUAAUCCAGCAAAAGUCCUCGGCUUCUUCAGCUGGUUUGACUGGUCUAAGUUCGACCCGUCCCUGUGUCUGGUCAAGUUGUUCGCCGUGGUGCCCAACCUCAUCUCGUACAUGAAGCUAAGAACCGAGUAUGGAGAUGAAAAGGGGAAGAAGCCACCGACGCUGGCGGAGAAGUUUCAACUACCCACGGCGACGCUGGCGGAUAUUGACUGGCGAUUUAUUGCAGGCGGCAUCGCAUUCGGGGUUGGGUGGGGGUUGAAAGGUGUAUGCCCUGGACCCGGUUUGCUCAGGACCGUGCUGCAGCCUAAAUGGGGCCUGUUCUGGAUGGGAGGAUAUAUGCUGGGCGCGCUGUCGGGCUUGUAAAUUACUGUUCUAUGUUCCUGAGGGAGGACCACAGAUAGCUGACCAAUCAGAGCUUGUUUUUCUCGUUGCAUAUAAAUAUCGCAAGUUUGCGACCCAUUUUAUUUGCUUCCUUCGGCAAAGGGGCUGUGACUUGGAAGUUAAGGUAGUCCAAAAUUAAAAUAUUAUUUCCUAGCGUGGGUGCAUGCAAGCAGUAACUAAAACUCAAUUGAACAUGUUAAUCUGGGCGGCUUUAAGUAUUGCUUCCCAGAGAUGUCUUGAGAGUUGAACUUUUCAAAUCAAUUUCUCACAUUACAUAAAUUCGACGAUGAGGAAUUAAGAAUGCAGAACACCUAAUAUGAUGAUGUAGCGGAUUUCAGGUCAUACAAUUUCAAGAAUCGAUACUUCAAAAGUCGAAAUCCGCCCAUACAAUCUCUAUCAAAAGGAAAUAGGAUUCCUGUGUCAUGCCUAUUCUAGAAUAAAAAGUAU